AUGAAAAAUUUGUUAUUGUUAAUUGCCUCAUUCCUGCUGUGCAGUAUUUCGAAUGGGCAGAAUUUCUUUGGCAAAAAGGAUGAAGAAAAUUCAGCAAAACCAUUAGAAAUUGAAUUGGAUGCCGCUAUAAAAAAGUUUUCCAAAGCUAUCACUUUCGAAAGGGUAUCGAUAAAAUGGGGAGAAGCAAAUGUGGCUGAAUUGCUCAAAUUUAGAAAAUUUUUGGAAUCAGCUUAUCCAUUGAUUCACUCAACACCUUGGAUAGAGAGACAGAUGGUGAGCAACCUGAGCCUAGUAUACACCAUAAUGCCAUUAAUAGAGGAUGAUGACGAAUUUACUAAUAAACCAUGGAUAUUACAAGCCCACCAGGAUAUCGUUCCCCCCACCGAGUCUCAUAGGUGGAAUGUCACUCCGUUUAGUGGGCAAAUUGUAUACAAGCCCAAAAAUCUAUACGAGAUACUUUAUGACCCAAAGACUAAAAAUUGUUCCAAGAAAUUUUCUGCAGAUGAUCCAGAUAAUAAGGAUUAUUAUGUAUACGGGAGGGGAACCGCUGAUUCGAAAUACAUCAUAAUGUUAAUUAUGGAGGCUAUCGAACAUAUUAUAGGUCAAGGGCUGAGACCUUACGCCAAAGGCUGAUCUUGAGCUUUGGACACGACGAGGAAGUUGGGGGAAUGAAUGGAGCUAGAAAAAUAGCCUUACUAUUAGGGAACACAUAUUCAUACCCACAUAAAGGGGGAAAGCCUAUAGCGUGUGCGUAUCAGAAAAGUAUGUAAUGAAUGUCAAUAUAAGCGUGGAAGCAAUAGGAGGCCACUCCAGUCUUUCCGGGAAAGAAAACGCCAUAUCGAUAUUAUCGAGUGCUGUGACGAAAGUUCGAUCGAAAGAAUUUCCGUCUUUUCUUGGUCACCCUGGAACACCAGACUUUGAAACUUUGAAACGCAUAGCUCAUUUAUACCCUCAACCCUAUAAAAUAUACCUUGAAAAUGUGGCUUUAUUUAGGAAUAAUUUGUCACUAUAACAUUGGACAAUGAUUUAGUGAAAUCAUUUACUAAAACUUCAGCAGUUGUCACGAGUUUCAUUGGUGGAAUCAAAAGUAACGUGAUACUCAGUUACGCAGAAGCCACUAUUAAUCAUAGAGUUCAUCCCAUGCAAGAUCCAAUAGACAGUUUAGAAUUCGAUGGUCAAAUAAUAGAUGAUUCAAGGGUGAAAAUAAUUCCAGAUGAAGUUCCUAUACAUAGCCCUAUUUCCGAUUACGAUACCAAUGCUUUCAAAAUGAUCGAAGCGACUAUCUUGGGAAUAUUCAAUGAAACUAUAGUAGUACCAGCGAUUUUUAUGGGGAGCACAGACUCCAAGCAUUUUUCCGGAAUCGUGGAUAACAUAUACAGAUUCUCGCCUCUAACAGUGACCGUAGAUGAUAUAUCAAGAGUGCACGGUGUCAAUGAGAGAAUUUCGGUGGCCGAUUAUCAUAACUGUAUAAAAUUUUAUUAUAACUUGAUCGAACAGGUAUCGGGAUUCGUAAAAGUUCCAAAAGAUUCAAAAAGAAGAGAGAAAAUAAAAGAAA
Molecule: messenger RNA, 1555 nt
Organism: Gordionus sp. m RMFG-2023
Lineage: Eukaryota; Metazoa; Nematomorpha; Gordioida; Chordodea; Parachordodidae
Product: probable carboxypeptidase S-like 2
Exons: 8
Coding region: 1-633 (210 amino acids)
Biological process (GO): amino acid metabolic process
Molecular function (GO): hydrolase activity, acting on carbon-nitrogen (but not peptide) bonds, in linear amides
Source: RefSeq, a predicted model, not a curated record